Penaeus vannamei (Pacific white shrimp) is the source of this 423-nucleotide messenger RNA. The record is from RefSeq and is a predicted model, not a curated record. Lineage: Eukaryota; Metazoa; Arthropoda; Malacostraca; Decapoda; Penaeidae.
AUGACUAUUCACUUCCUUGUCACUAUAUUAGAACUAAAAAUUGAUAUGCCUGAGGGUGUUGGCCAUUCAAACAAAUCUUGUUUACAUCUCAAGAGUAAAAGAAAUAAAUGUAACAGACACUUUGUAUAUGAUAUCAAUUAUCUUAACAAGUGCUCCUGCAACUGUACAAGAUCAGACAGAUACCAGAUAUACCAUUAUAGCAUGGAAGGACGCCCAGCUCGCUUCCCGUGUCCCUACUGUAACAAGGAGUUUGACUUCGCAAGUUCCCUAGAGCGGCAUCUUCGAGUACACACUGGCGAAAAGCCUUUUGCUUGCCCGCUCUGCCCCUACCGCACAGCCCAGCGAUAUAACCUUGAGCGACACAAACGCACCCAUGAAAAUAAGAUGCCUGUGUUACAUUCAGUGAUAAAUUCUUCAAAAUGA